Molecule: messenger RNA, 1828 nt
Organism: Cucurbita moschata (crookneck pumpkin)
Lineage: Eukaryota; Viridiplantae; Streptophyta; Magnoliopsida; Cucurbitales; Cucurbitaceae
Product: BTB/POZ and MATH domain-containing protein 2-like
Exons: 4
Coding region: 298-1515 (405 amino acids)
Biological process (GO): protein ubiquitination
Molecular function (GO): protein binding
Source: RefSeq, a predicted model, not a curated record
UAAACAUCUCGCACUUCCGUGUUUGGACUUUGUUUGUUCACUCUCUCUCUCUGACCAAAUUGAAGUCUUCCAGGUUCAUCAUCGCCUCUCUGAUUCUUGAUUCCCCUUCAGAGUAAGCGUUUCUCAAAUUCUCCCGCGUUCCAAAUUCAUAAUUUUUUGCCGCUGAUUUUCGCUUCAAAUUUCCAAAAUCCUUCAUCGAUUCAAAGUUUUAACCUAACCCACCAUUUCAAUUCUGCGUUUUUGGAGAAAGGUGUCGUUUAAAGAUCAAGAAAUCGGUUGUUCUCAAACUUUUAGUUGAUGGGCACAAUUAAACCGUUUAGAGAAACCUCUAAACUCUCUUCGAAUCCUCCGUCGGUGACCUCCUCUACCGCUCGAUUCGAGACUGUUAAUAAUUCGCAUGAUUUCAAGAUCAAUGGCUACUCCCUCAACAAAGGUAUGGGAAUUGGGAAAUACAUUACAUCGGAUACGUUUGUCGUUGGUGGGUACGAGUGGGCUAUCUAUUUCUAUCCCGAUGGUAAGAGUAUGGAGGACAGCGCGGCUUAUGUCUCGAUUUUCAUAGCGCUUGUCAGCGACGGCGCCGACGUCAGGGCACUUUUUGAAUUGACGCUUCUCGAUCAGAGUGGAAAGGGGAAUCAUAAGGUGCAUAGCCAUUUUGAAAGGAGGCUCGAGAGCGGUCCAUAUACCCUCAAGUAUCGUGGAAGCAUGUGGGGUUAUAAACGUUAUUUCAAAAGAACUGUUUUGGAGUCAUCAGAUUACCUUAAAGAUGACUGCCUCUCAAUUAAAUGUGUCGUUGGUGUUGUUAAAUCACAAACAGAGGGGCCUAAAAUCUAUUCUAUAACAACGCCACCAUCUGACAUUGGUCAGCAAUUUGGGAAGCUUUUGGAAAGUGGUAAGGGUGCUGAUGUAAAUUUUGAAGUAGAUGGUGAAAUAUUUGCAGCCCACAAGUUGAUCAUUGCAGCACGUUCACCUGUAUUCAGGGCACAACUUUUUGGCCCAUUGAAGGAUAAAGAUACUCGAUGCAUAAAGGUUGAAGACAUUGAAGCUCCUGUAUUUAAGGCAUUACUUCAUUUCAUGUACUGGGACAAUUUACCCGACAUGCUAGACCUUGUUGGUGCAAACUCUAAGUGGGCAUCAACUCUUGUGGCUCAGCAUCUUCUUGCAGCUGCAGAUCGUUAUGCAUUAGACAGGCUUAAAUUGCUUUGUGAGGCUAAACUCUGUGAAGAUAUUGCCAUAAAUACUGUGGCGACUACAUUAGCUUUAGCAGAGCAGCACCAUUGUUUUCAGUUGAAAGCUGCAUGCCUCAGAUUUAUAGCCAUGCCUGAAAAUUUGAAAGCCGUGAUGCAAUCAGACGGGUUCGAUUAUCUGAACGAAAGCUGCCCGGCUGUUCUUACUGAGCUACUGCAAUAUGUAGCAAAAGUGACUGAACACAACAUACUCGCUUCUGGAUUUGGGAAUAUGACCUUUCUAGAUUGCUGCGAUCUGAACGGAAGGCGUGUGAAGCAAAGGUUAUACUGACCGAUUUCGAAGCGAAGCAAAGGGAAACCUUUGAGGUAUUAGGAUUUAGACAUUUUUCUUCUGUAUUCAAUUGAUAUUCCACAAGUUGUUAUAUGAAUGAAUUAUAAAAUAGAGUUCCUAUUUUGUUGUCUGUUGUAAGCCAAAGGAAGUGACAUUGGUGAGGUCUGUCCGUGGUUUUAGUUUGUGUACAGUACAGUCUUUGUAAGGCCCCCAUCCCUAACAAGAAAAGAAACGAGUAUUUGGACUUUCAGUUUCAGCUAUAUUAUGAACACUCUAUGCCUGUUGAUGUUGAACUUCUGCUGUAUCAAGAAAA